Diorhabda carinulata is the source of this 2344-nucleotide messenger RNA. Its product is annotated as 7SK snRNA methylphosphate capping enzyme bin3-like. The transcript is spliced from 8 exons. The coding region runs from base 215 to 2269 and encodes 684 amino acids. Lineage: Eukaryota; Metazoa; Arthropoda; Insecta; Coleoptera; Chrysomelidae. The record is from RefSeq and is a predicted model, not a curated record. Gene Ontology annotation, biological process: snRNA modification. Gene Ontology annotation, molecular function: snRNA binding; RNA methyltransferase activity; O-methyltransferase activity.
UUAAAAUAUAUAUACGAUUCGUAGACGUUCGGAACUAUUCGCGUUUCAUAUUAAAAUGGAGUCCAUUUUACGAGCAAUACGUUUUGUGAACGUUUAGGUACAACAUGGUUUAAGGUAAACGUACAGUUUCGUUAAGUUAAUCGCGUUAUGUGUUUAGAAAAAGCCUUGAAAGUGUCGUGAAAAAGUGUUAAACAGUUUAAUAAAUCGUUUAACUAUGUCGUCUGUUCAAAUUCAAGUAUUGAAUCCUUCGUCCGUAAAAACGGGACACAGUCAACAAAAAAACCCAGUGAGACCUACGAACCCGAGUACUUCGAAAAAGAAAAAUAAAUACGAUAGAAGCUGCAGGAAGCGAUCUAAAAGUUUCUCGGGAUGCGGAAUCAUCAACCAAAAACCCGUAUUACCAUCGAAAUUUCUGUUAGGGGGAAAUAUUAAGGAUCCUUUGAAUCUUAACAGUUUACAGGAUGAAGAAAUAAAUAGAGCUAUGAACGCCGUUACGCCGAAAUCGUCGCCGGUACCGACUCCUCCGAGAAAAAAAGGACAAUUGGAAGUUAUCAUCCCGAAAAAUAUUCAUGAUCCUUUGAAUCUGAUCGAUUGCGACGACGACGCCGAAUAUGAGCAACAACUUUGUUCGCCCGUUAAAAAAUCGAAAAAGAAACGUCUUAAAAAACGUCGUACCAUUUCCGGUACAUUGGAAUUAACGGACGUUACGGCCGACGUAGUUUCCACUACGGAAGCCAAAACGCCCGAAUCCUCCGCCGAUUCCGCCAAAAUUCCGGAAAUACCGGAAACGUGCCUCGCGCCCAACGAACCCGCCUCCGAAACGAGACCGAACGUAAAUUUGACUUUGAAUAUCGCGCCGGCGGCGGUCGCUUCAGCCGCCGCCGCCGCCGCCGAUGGUACCGUUACGACGGAAACGGAAACGGCGCUACCGGCGGCCAUAAAAAAAGAAAAAACCAAAAGGAAAUCCGACGAACACGGUCACCACGGUUUGAAAAAAUUCAAAAAUAAUUCGAUGGAUAAGAUCGUGAGUCCGGUGGUACCGCAACCGGGGGCCUGGUUGAAACGGAGCAAUUCCGCUGUCAAAUGGCCGAAACCUCGACAUAACAAGCAACAGGAUACGGCAACGCCGCAAUUUAAAGAGAGAGAUAAACGUUUCCAAUACGGAAAUUAUAACAGGUAUUACGGUUACCGCAACCCCCACAACGAAACCGAUUACAGAUUAAAAGUUUUCUCCCAUCACCCCUAUCUGUUCGUCAACAAAGACAUACUCGACGUCGGUUGCAACAUAGGUCACGUGACGUUAUCGAUAGCUCGCGAUUUUCACGCGAAAUCCGUAUUGGGCGUCGAUAUCGAUCAAAAAUUGAUAUCGAUAGCCAGAAAAAACGUAAAACAUUACGUUAAAAAGGGGGGGAUCGAUGAGGAAAAGGAAAAGGAGGACGUUGUUCAUUUAGCAUUACGUAAAACGGAAAAUUGUGAGUUUUUUCCAAUUAGUAUGCCUAUAUUAUACGGCGAUAUCGACGUUCCAGGUUUUACGCACGACAAGAGCGGAGGUUUUCCCAACAACGUUACUUUCAAACAGUGUAACUAUAUACUGGAAGACGACAAUCUCCUGGCCUUGGAGCAACCCCAAUUCGACGUCAUACUCUGCCUGAGCGUGACGAAGUGGUUCCAUUUGAAUUGGGGCGACGCCGGUUUGAAACAGGCCUUCAGAAGGAUGUACGCCCAAUUGAGACCCGGGGGUAAAUUAAUCCUCGAACCCCAAAAUUGGUCUAGCUACAAGAGCAAAAAAAAAUUAACCUCGACCAUUUACGACAAUUACAAUUCCAUCGAAUUUUUUCCGGAAAAAUUCCGCGAGUAUCUCCUAUCCCCCGCCGUGGGUUUCGCCAAGGGGGAAAUCCUGGGUUUUCCGGUGCACCAGUUCAAAGGUUUCCGUCGACCGAUUCAGGUUUUCACGAAAAGUACGAUGUUCCCCAGCGAAAGGACGGAAGCGACGCCCCUGAACGCCGAUUCUUCUUCGUACAGGCGGAAAACGGAAAAGUACGAAGGUCACAGUCAAGGUCCUUGCAUCGAGCACGUCUACACGGACAUAUUCGACGGGAGGUAUUGCGGUUGCGCAGACGAUAAUCAGGAGAUUAACGAAAAAUUGGGGGAGGAGUUGAAGAAGUUUCGGGGGUCGGCCACGGCGGCGGUUGCCAAAGAUGAAGGAGAUUCGUGCGGCGCGUCGCUCGAAAUGGACGUCGAAAAAAAGGAUCGGCAGGAUAACACUUGACUCAUUCGAAGGACGUCUUGAAUUUUUUUUUUUUUCGAUAGUUUGUAAAUAAAAUUUAUUUUGUUUGUUUUUUUA